AUGUCGCUGGUAGCAAACGAAGACUUUCAACACAUCCUUCGUGUGUUGAACACCAACGUUGAUGGCAAACAGAAGAUUAUGUUUGCUCUUACCUCCAUCAAAGGUAUUGGUCGCCGUUUCGCAAACAUUGUCUGCAAGAAGGCCGAUGUUGACAUGAACAAGAGAGCUGGUGAACUGUCAGCUGAGGAGCUUGACAAGCUUAUGACAAUUGUUGCUAAUCCUCGCCAGUUCAAGAUUCCAGACUGGUUCCUUAACAGGCAGAAGGAUUACAAAGAUGGAAAGUACUCACAGGUUGUUUCCAAUGCACUGGACAUGAAGCUUAGAGAUGAUCUUGAGCGUUUGAAGAAGAUCAGAAAUCACCGUGGUCUCCGUCACUAUUGGGGUCUUCGAGUGCGUGGGCAGCACACCAAGACUACUGGUCGUAGGGGGAAGACUGUUGGUGUCUCCAAGAAGCGAUGA
Molecule: messenger RNA, 459 nt
Organism: Dovyalis caffra
Lineage: Eukaryota; Viridiplantae; Streptophyta; Magnoliopsida; Malpighiales; Salicaceae
Source: the annotation of a GenBank genome assembly